Bursaphelenchus xylophilus (pine wood nematode) is the source of this 2946-nucleotide messenger RNA. NCBI's taxonomy places the organism in Eukaryota, Metazoa, Nematoda, Chromadorea, Rhabditida, Aphelenchoididae. The record is from the annotation of a GenBank genome assembly.
AUGCGAGAACUUGGAGUAAUAUUGUUGUUAUUAGCGGGCCUGACCUUGGCCCAUCAACAAUACCAAGUUCCGCCGGCUGAUCAAGAGACCUAUGAGACCCCUCCACCGCCACAACAACAGCAACAAUCAUAUCAGAGCCCUCCACCAGCUCCUAGAGAGCCUUCAUAUCAACGUAAGUUGAAGAUGAUUUUUUUUACAGGGUUGCUAAGGCUAACAUUUCCGUAUUUUAGAACACUCGCAGGGCUAUUACGAAACUCCUCCAGCGCCGUGUCCAAACGGUGGCCGUCGUCAUCCCGGAUCUGGAGAAUGCUGUAAGUGGCGUAUGAUGAUGACAGGAAUGUAUAACUUUCUUCUUUGAUAAAAAAAUAUUUCUAGUGUUGAACGAAUGUGAGACCAACCAGCAUGAUUGCCAUGCCAAGGCCAGAUGUAUCGACACUCCCGCAUCUUACACUUGUGCCUGUCAAUCUGGUUACAUAGAUCAGAAUCCGGAAAGACCCGGUCGUCAGUGUGAACUUCCCUUGAAUAAUUGUGCCUCCGGACGUCACGGAUGUUCUCCAGAUGCCGUUUGUACUGACACUUAUGCGGGUGUUCAGUGUAAAUGCAAAGGAGGAUAUGUGGAUAUCUCUCCGGACCAACAGAGAAAGCCAGGAAGAGUUUGCCGGAAGGAUAUCAACGAGUGUCUGAACCCAUUGUUGAAUGACUGCUCGAGAGAUGCCACUUGCACUGAUACGUUCGAGAGUUACAGUUGUGCUUGCAACGCCGGAUUCAAGGAUGCGAAUCCAGCAAAUCCAGGGAGAGAAUGUGAAGCCAUCCCACGUAUGUUUGCGAUUACUUUGUAACUCCAGUUACUGUUUAUCAAUCCCUCUUAAUGUCGCUACUCUUUCUAUCUCGCUUUUCCGAUUUCUUUUCGAAUAUGUAAUGCGUUGUUCAUGUUUCUAGUCAACGAAUGUCUUAGCCGCAACAGGAAUGACUGUUCCGUUAACGCGAUCUGUGUCGAUUUAUAUGACGGGUUCCGUUGCGAGUGUCGCCCCGACUUCAGGGAUUUCUCGCCUCCGGGCCGAGCCGGUCGAGAUUGUCGCAAACGUAAAUGAUCAGCGUGUCUAUCGAUAAAACCCCUCUCAUUCUGUCGCUAUUGUUCUUUUGUUUCCCUUAUUUAAUUGUUAACAUGAUUUGUCGCUUUCAGAGGACACCCAGGAGUAUCAGACUCCACCUCCUCCCACCUAUCAGACCCCUCCACCACCAGCCUAUCAGACGCCACCAAGUAAAUUACUAUACAUAAUCAUUAAGAUUAGAAAAUGCAAUAUUAAUGACAUUGUUUUAGGUCCGUCUUGUGCCAAAGAAGGAAAGAUCGAAUGUGAUCCUCGGGCCAUCUGCAUUGAUCUUGCCAAUGGUGGAUUUACAUGCAAAUGCCCUCCGGAUCUUAUCGACAAAUCUCCUGAGCCAUCAAAACCCGGAAGAAAAUGCCUUGAGGGUAAAUAUAAUUUUGAUUAUAAAACAAAAAAUCAAAUUGGCUUUAAAAUGCCAUGCGGUUUCAGAACCCGCCGCUUCGAUCGACGAGCCUCCACUAGAAGCCCCCAAGGGACACACGGUCCAGAUUCCCAUCCCAAUUGAAAAGAUCGGCUCCAACAACAUUGUCUGGAGUUCUCAGUAUAAUCCGGGAGCUGAAUUGUUUGAAGAAUUGGUGGACCUUUUCAAAGGAGCUGUCAACGAGACCAUUGGCAAAACCGAGUUUGGCCCAACUCACUUGAGGACCGAUAUUGUCAGCGUCAGCAGUGCCAGGAAGAACAACUCGUAAGUUAUAAAAAUCAUGGAAUUGGCCUCAUUAUGACGUCAUCAAGACUAACUAUUAUGAUGAUAUAAACUUUCAGAGAGUUUGACAACGGCGCCUUGGUUGUUUUCAACGGCACUUUCAGCGAAGAUGUCAAUAGAUGUAAAGUCUUUGACGCCAUCGUUGAGAAGGUCCAAGAAAACAAAAAUCUCCUCGGAUCUUCGGCCCUCAAGGUCUCCGAGAAAGUUCAAUAUGUCAACCCUUGCCCCCACGAUCUCUGCGGUGGAAAGAUCUGCGACACCAAGAAAGGAGAAGUCUGCAUUAACGGAACUACUUGUGGCAUCGAUUUUUGCAGCGAUUUUACUUGUUACCCCCAUUCCAAGCCAGUGAAUCUCGUCGAUCGAUGCGAAUGUUACUGUGAUAAGGGCUACACAGAUCUCCGUCCAUUGGAAACGAACAAACUCCAUCUGGAAGACAAGGAUGUCUGUGUUCUUCAUCCAAAUUGGUGUACCUUGGGGCUUCACAACUGCUCCAAAGUCGCUGAUUGUAUAAUGUUGGAGGAGGACUACACUUGCAAAUGCUGGGAUGGAUAUAACGACACAAAUCCCGAAGUUCCUGGUCGGUUCUGCGCCGCCGCUUACUGUGGAGAAUGCGGAGAACAUGGAGCUUGUGUGACAAACCCAGAAACUCAGAACGUGACUUGUGUUUGUACGGAGGGAUACACUGGAGAUCACUGUGAGAUCGCCCCAUCUACUCUCCCCCUGUGGUUGAUGUUGCUGUUGGCUCUUCUCUUCUUGCUGUUGACCUUGUGGUGAGUAUUUUUAAUUAAUUUAUGAUGUAAACUGCCAACUGUAAAUUAAUAUUCUCCUUGUCGCAGCUGCUGCCUCUACGCUUGUUCCCGUCUCCGUUGGUUCAAACGUCAGCCCGCAUUGUUGGAUCAGACCGGAUCUUCGGCUUCGGAUCUCUGGGCGAUACCUCGUCCCAAGUUGGUCGGAGCCGACAAUGAAUCCAUGGGAUCCGGCUCUUCCGAAUUCACCAUCCGAGAAGAAAUCGAACGGCGUGUGGUGACGGAUGUGACUCGAACCGAGGUCCGGACCGAAGCCACUGAGCAUGAGGAGGAGGAACAUGAGAACUUUACUCACACUCAGGCCGUCCAGGAAGAAAGAAUCAUCAACUGA